Verruconis gallopava is the source of this 1404-nucleotide messenger RNA. RefSeq lists its product as uncharacterized. The record is from RefSeq and is a predicted model, not a curated record. The transcript has 4 exons. Lineage: Eukaryota; Fungi; Ascomycota; Dothideomycetes; Venturiales; Sympoventuriaceae. Bases 435 to 1067 code for a protein of 210 amino acids.
UUUUAUCUCAAGGACGCACGCUACACAGCAGGAUCUGCCAGACUAAUCUCAUUCCCGAAGCACUCGUGUCUCGCAGGCAAAUAUAGGACGCUUCUUGCAAGAAGUUCACUCGAUCCUCACAAAACUACACUCUUCCUUCUUUUGCAUCUCGCGCUUUCGAUCGCAUCCCAUCUGGGAAGUAAAAUCUAUUGCGUGCACAAGGAGAGCUAUCAGUCGCGUAUCCCCUGACGCCAAGCGUAACUCCUCUUCUCAGCCCACAAGGCGAUCGAGCGCCCUUCUCAAACAAGGUAAAUUUGAAAACCUGGUUUCGCUUGUCAAACCGUGGGAAACGAGUCUUUGUAGUCGUAUAUAUAUAUAUGCCCGACACUCGUAUUCGAAAUCUUCCCCUUUCCAUAAUCUCAAGUCGACGAAAUUGAAGCAUCGCGAACCGCCUCAUGUUCGUCAGUCACCCAUCACUGACUGCGAGAUCGCCUUCUAGUUUCAAGAUGCCGCUGCUAAUCGAUGGCCUCCCAACGUCCGCAAUGGGCACGAUUUCUCCGCUACGGUCAAAUCUAGAGGACAUGAUUGGAUCUUGCAGAGCGCUGAAUAAGCACAUUGCCAUGAUGAAUGAAGACAAGGAAACUUUUGGUCUUUUGACUGAAGAGACUUAUUGUUACGAUGCACCGGAAGUUCUUACUCAACUCACUAAGAUAACACGAACGGCAGCGCUGUGCAUACGAGAUCUGAACUUGGAUGAUGAGGCAUUUGAGACUGAUGAACCGCAGCUCGCACUGGUUCUGUACAACUUCAUCUCCGAACACAAGAGGAUAUUAAACCAGCUUACUGCGCUCGGAACCAUAAUGAAGUCCACUGGAAGCCUGUACGGUGCGCUCGGGGGUGCCUUGCACAGGCAAGAGCACGUUGUUAGCCGAUUUCGAGAAGUGCUUGACGCCAGAUACAUUUCCACGAAGACCCUUUCCGCUCCAGACUGGGUCGAGCAAGUCGAGGCUAUGCGCCUAUGCCUUGAGGCGUAUCCUGCCCCAGUAGAGGAAGAUUACAACAUGUCCGGAGUGCCUGAAUCUGUUUGAUUACGAAAUUUUUUGAACACUUUUUUCUCGCUUUGUUUUGAUAUUGGAACUGAGCUCAACUAGGUCUCACUGGUGUAUCGACUUAGACGCGGAGCAUGACAUGAGGCCAAUGAUGAUAAAGCCUUACUUCUCUGUAACGAGGGACGAGCAAAUGGAUCUGUCUAUACUUUUAAAUGUACAAAUUCUGCAGAGAAACGAUAUGAAAUUCUGAACCAAUGAUAACUGCACCGGGAGGAUCGCCACGUUCCAGGCCGCACACGUGUCUUAUCAUCAUCAGUCGUCUCGGCAUCUCUUAUCCAGAUCCAAUUUUUUCUCAGCAUUUCCUGACUUAAUCGAG